AUUACCGACUUUACACGGUAACUACGGCUGCGUUCAUAUUAAACGUACCUAAUGUCAGUCGCCGACUGUGAGCUUUUUCUUCUACACGGUAAUUACAAUACGUAGUGCCAGUGAUAUUAUUAAAAAUUAGUUUACUUUUAAUUUUAAGUUUCAGCUGUGAUUCACCUUGUUAGUUUGUUUAUGGUUUAGUAAUGUUUCUUCUUUAUAAUUCAAAUUCAAGAACAUUUGAUCACUUAUUGUUUGUCAUUACAUAUCUAGAAGUUUUUAUAUUCUUUUAAUUAUUAUUAUUAUGUCUGAAACAAAUAUAGUUACAUACAAAUAGAUAUAUUUUUUAAUCCUUUUAGAACCUUUUAAAUAUCACUCCUUUUCCAUCAUAGAUCAAACACUUUCAGUAUGUUCACCACCUCACGUUCUCGUUGUUAGAUCAUAUUAAUCUCCAGAUAUAAAAAAAAUGUUAACAACCUAAGGUUUUUUUAUAUAUCAAUUGUUUUGUUAUAAUCUAAAUAUAGUCAUAUAAUAACAAAUAAAAAAAAUCUAAUGUUUCUGUUCAGAUAGUGAAAAUGACUUGCUACUUAGAUUCCUAAUAAGCAACCCGAUUUUAUUAUUGUAAUGAUACUUAAAAAAAAAUACUUGCAAUACAACAGUCUGUCAAUCAUUUAAUGUUUCUUUUAAACUAUUAUAAACAAUCGUAUUCUAUCAGCAGUAGCUAUUACCUUAUUUAAUAAGUUGCUUAGACACAUCAACCUUAUGGAAACCUUAUCAUUCUAUUCAACUUCAUGAUUAAUCUUACAGGCGACGGAUGCAUCAAUGUAGUGAUAAGCGGAGUUGCAUCACAAGCACUUAACGACAAUUUCUCAGAUGACGAUGUCAUAGAAGUUGUAAGAGACGAAGCUCCUAUUGAAAUACUAUCGGACGGAGAGGAAAGAGAACUUGAAAGAAUCAAAGGAUUUCAGUCCACAAGUGUGAUACAAGAUUUCCAUUUUACAUCAGUCCCGACAAUUGUCGAAACACACUCGGAAAGUAAACAUCACGAUGUUGCGGAAACGCAUGAUCCUCUUCGAAAUUUAUCUGUUGAUAUCGUAAUAGAAAAUACCAAUGCACAUGAGAAUGAUGACGGUUCAAUUCCAAAUAUACAACAGUUGGCAAUAGAACCAAAUCAAAAUGAGGUGCAAUCACAAUUUCAGAGUGAGAAUAAUUCAGUUAUUAAUAUGUCAAUACAAAAUAACUCGGUCGUUGCAGAAAUCGAAAAAAUAUCUAACACUGAGACUGUUAUAAAAGAAAAUAAAGAAGACUGUGGCAAAGUUCCUGAAUCUGCUAAUGCUUUACAAGAUGGAGAUACUAAAUAACACCAUCGCACUAUUUAUUACUUAUUUUCAAUUUGCAUAGCUUUCAUUAAUAAAAACUUAAAAAUACUUGUGUUGUAGUAAUGCAAAUAGUAAUUUAUGUUCUUCAACAAUUCAAUAAAAUUAUUGUUAUUAGACAUUUAUUUUUAAUGAUCUCCUAUAAUGUAUAAUUGCUGUAUGUUAGGUAUAGGUCAUAUGUAUA
Messenger RNA from Diatraea saccharalis (sugarcane borer), 1545 nucleotides. NCBI's taxonomy places the organism in Eukaryota, Metazoa, Arthropoda, Insecta, Lepidoptera, Crambidae. The record is from the annotation of a GenBank genome assembly.